Messenger RNA from Ceutorhynchus assimilis (cabbage seed weevil), 540 nucleotides. The record is from the annotation of a GenBank genome assembly. Lineage: Eukaryota; Metazoa; Arthropoda; Insecta; Coleoptera; Curculionidae.
AUGAAAUUGUUUUUAUUUGUGUUGGCUUCGUUGUAUUAUUGCAACGUUUCGGCCAAAGAAUCUUCAGUUUACGAUUUUACCGUCAAAGAUAUCCAAGGCAAUGAUGUUAAGCUGGACAAGUACAAAGGAAAAGUUUUGUUGAUUGUUAAUGUUGCCUCAAAUUGUGGUUUAACAGAAACCAAUUACAAACAACUAAAUGAGUUGUACGACAAGUACCAGGAAAAGGGCUUGAGGAUUUUGGCCUUCCCUAGUAAUCAGUUUAUGAACCAGGAACCUGGAACCAAUGAGGAAAUAGCUGAGUUUGCCAAAAAUCACAACGUCAAGUUUGAUAUGUUUAGCAAAGUGGAAGUUAAUGGAGACAAUGCUGAUCCUUUCUACAAAUAUUUGAAAAUGAAACACGCUGGUACUACUAAUAAAGAUGGAGCGAUUGAAUGGAACUUUGCUAAGUUUAUUGUUGAUAAAAAUGGACAAGUCGUGGAGCGUCACAUGCCUAAAAAGGAGCCUAAGGAGUUGAUGGAAGUGAUUGAAAAAUAUUUGUAG